GCCGUACCGCCGCGUCCACCAACUGACCUGGACACAUCUGAAUCGGGCGCGCUGGCCCGAGAAUGGCAGUUUGGCAUGGCAUCCGACCUGGGGCUUCCAGAAGCCUCUUCUGCCGACUUCGCUGUCGGCCCCGAGGGAGGUGGCGGCACCUCUGACAGCCGCGGCACUCUUGCACUGGGAACCAGGACCGCAGCGCCUGAAGAAGCGCUUGCAGGAGGCUUUGGGGCUCAGUGCACAAGAUGCUUUGGCGCUGGUGCAGAGGUCACGCGUCACUGUGGAUGGUCAGAUCCAGAGCAAAGAUCGCUGGAUCGAGGACAGACACGAGAUCACUGUCAAUGGCCAUCCGUUGGCGGAGAUCAGCGGAAUCUCCUUUGUGGCGCACAAGCCUGCAGGAUUUGCUCUGACCGAAGGAGAUCCGCUGAAGCGGCCGACCUACGUGCAGCUCCUGCCAGACCCGUCGCUGAUAGCUCGGCCUUUGCCGAUGCCUGUGGAUUUGUGGGCCUCGGGCCUGGUCGUCUUAACAAACCACGCUGGGUUGAGAUCUGCGCUGACCUGCGAAGGUGCAGAGUCACCCCAGUCCACGUUCAUGGUGAGGCUGCGCAGGCCUCUGUCGGAGCACCAGAUUGAUAUUCUGGAGACGAAGGCGCCCUACGAAGGUUUCGCUGAGCCGCUGCUGUUGGAGGACCUGACGUAUGCGCAGCGUGAUGAAGUCGCUGUUGUCGAGGAGCCACCGCCGCCGGACGUCGGGACCCUCCUGGGCUCCUCGGUAGCGACGUGGGGCUCCAAGCCGCGGAGGUCCAGAUACGUCCCGCAUGAGGAGUUGCCGAUCGUGGCUGUGUCGCUGCGCGGCGGCGAUUCGGCGACAUUACGGCGGGCUCUCCUGGCCGUGGGCGCGGCUCCAGUCGAGAUCUGCUGCGUCAGUUGGGGGCCGCUGGCCCUCGAGGGCUCGGAUCUGCCUUGCAGCCUGCACUUGAGUUUCAGGAACAAGGGCUCUCAAACUCACUUCAUGUCGGGGGAGGAGUCUUCGGUGGGUAGGCAGGGAGACACGGGUACAUUGAAGCCGCAUGAUAUGCUAGGCAGCGAGAUCCUUGCUGAAGUCUGCUCCCAAAAAGCGUUCCGAGGAUCGAUCCCGGAGGUGUCCGGCCCCUGA
Molecule: messenger RNA, 1150 nt
Organism: Symbiodinium necroappetens
Lineage: Eukaryota; Dinophyceae; Suessiales; Symbiodiniaceae
Source: the annotation of a GenBank genome assembly